AUGGCUGAAAACGCCCAAGCCUCGACUCCCACCUCGCUGCCAGCGCCGGCUGUCGGGAACCAACAGUACGAUGCUCCUCAGGGAAACGGCCAGGGCAACCCCUCCCACAUGCCCCCGCCCCCGCGUCCUCCUGUGAUCAUUCCCCAGAAUAACAACCCGAUCCCCACUGCCAUGACUUCGCCCAUGUCAGGGGGCGCCAUGAUGUCCCCCACAAGUGCCGGAGGAUAUGUCCGUCGAGCGGCUCCGGAGCCCAACAAGAGAGCCCUCUACGUGGGUGGAUUGGAUCCAAGGGUUACUGAGGAUAUUCUCAAGCAGAUCUUCGAGACCACCGGCCACGUGCUCAGCGUGAAGAUCAUUCCCGACAAGAAUGGACAAUUCACUACCAAGGGCCAUAACUACGGCUUUGUUGAGUACGAUGAUCCAGGUGCUGCUGAGAGGGCCAUGCAAACCCUGAAUGGACGCAGAAUCCACCAAUCGGAAAUCCGCGUGAACUGGGCAUACCAAUCCAACAACACGAACAAGGAGGACACCUCUAACCAUUUCCACAUCUUCGUCGGCGACUUAAGCAAUGAGGUUAACGAUGAGGUGCUCACCCAAGCAUUCUCUGCCUUUGGCUCAGUAUCGGAAGCACGUGUUAUGUGGGAUAUGAAGACUGGUCGCUCCCGUGGAUAUGGCUUUGUUGCUUUCCGUGAUCGCGCCGAGGCAGACAAGGCUCUCAACUCGAUGGAUGGUGAAUGGCUCGGUUCUCGCGCCAUUCGCUGCAACUGGGCGAACCAGAAGGGUCAACCUUCCAUCUCCCAGCAGCAGGCCCUGGUUGCUAUGGGCAUGACACCCACCACCCCAUUUGGCCACCACCACUUCCCUACUCACGGCAUCCAGAGCUACGACAUGGUCGCCCAACAGACUCCCCAGUGGCAGACUACUUGCUACGUCGGCAAUCUCACACCUUACACCACCCAAAACGAUCUGGUCCCUUUAUUCCAGAACUUCGGUUACGUUCUCGAGACUCGCCUUCAGGCUGACCGUGGCUUUGCCUUCGUGAAGAUGGAUUCGCACGAGAAUGCUGCUUCUGCAAUUUGCCAAUUGAAUGGUUACCAAGUCAACGGUCGUCCUUUGAAGUGCAGCUGGGGUAAGGAUCGUCCUCCUACUGGUCAAUUCGACAACUUCUCCCCCGCUCAGGGUAAUGCCGCUCCCUUCGGUAACACCCCGCAAGGGUUCUUUCCCCAAUACGGCGGUCCCGCCAACCCUAUGAACCAAGGUCCUGCCCCUGCUGGUCGAGGCUGGGAUCAACAAGCCAACAACUUCAACGGACCUGCCAUGGCCGGCCAGGCCUAUCCUCAGGCAGGUAACGCCGGAGGCUACGGCCGUGGCCAGCCUAUGUCCCCGUCCGGCAACUGGGACCAGUCUAACAACUUCAACGGAGGCUACCAGGCGUAG
Molecule: messenger RNA, 1437 nt
Organism: Penicillium soppii
Lineage: Eukaryota; Fungi; Ascomycota; Eurotiomycetes; Eurotiales; Aspergillaceae
Exons: 5
Coding region: 1-1437 (478 amino acids)
Molecular function (GO): RNA binding
Source: RefSeq, a predicted model, not a curated record